UUGAGGGUCUUGCAACUUUGAAACUGGCUUUGCGACUGGGGCGUACGUGUAGAUCAGCCUACCAAAUUCCACUACCAUUUCUGCCAAGAAUUAUUUAAUACGUCCACUUUUGUGAGGACCAUUGUGAGUCUACCAAGAAAUGCGUCUGAGAUUAUGAACGGGGAAAAAUGGUCUGUCGGUUUCAAAGCGUCAUAACCUAACCGUGUGUUGAUGGCUAAGUAUUGUAUUCAUGGGACUGUGAGUUGUGUGUCGUUUGAGUGAAUGUCUGGUUUUAGUUCUGGAACUGGAUAUACGCUACACCAUCCACCAUGGAGGAAGUAUUCAACGAAACGGAAUAUUAUAAAGUCUUCAACUGCACAUCGGAUCCCACAGCGGCCGAGAUGUUUACAUUUUUUGAGCACAACCCGGCCGGUCUGGUUUGUCUGAUAAUUGCUACCGUCAUCACGGCAGUUCAGACGGUGAUCAUGAUCGACGGGAUCGUCUGGAUAUCGAAGAAUAUCCCACACGCAGAGAGAUCGUCCUCCAUGAUCUGGUUAUACUCCAUCUGGCCGGUGUUUUGUAUCGUCUCCUUAUGCGGUUUAUAUAUACCAAAAGCUGCACUUCUUUCCAACGCCGGUGCAAAUUUGUUUUUAUUCCCCACCAUUUAUAACUACCUGGCUCUCCUAGUGGACUACUUCGGCGGUGAGGAUGCCAUGAUCAGCAAGAUGAAGGACCAUCCCAUCAAGUACAGUCGGCCGCCAUGUUGCUGCUGUUGCUGCUGCUGCCCGCCUGGAAUGUGCUCUCGCGUCCUGAAAAGAAAGCAGUUCAACAGACUCGAGCUACUCGUCAUGCAGAUUUCAGUAGUGCGACCCUUACUUUUGUUUCUGUCCGAAAUGUUCGUGCUGGACGGGACUUUCCCAGUGGACAAUCCAUUUAAUUACAUGGCUCCUGGUCUCUACAUACAAAUCUUGACAGUGGGGAGCACGUUGACAGCAAUGCAGGUCCUGGGAACCCUGAACGCAUCGUGCAGGCCACACCUCAAGCAGUACAGCACCCAAUCCAAGUUCCUGAUCGUUCAGUUUGCUCUCCUCAUGUGUAACGUCCAGAACACACUGAUCAACUUCAUCUUGAACGGACUGGGCGGCUGCGGCAACCCGUACCCAUACAAGUCCCGGGACUACAUAUGGAACUGCUUCCUGAUAAUCCUGGAGAGCCUGAUAUUCCAGCCGAUCUGCAUAAAAUACCUCCGCACCUUGAAGGGUAACGUGCUGUUCAUUCCGCAGAAGCUGAAGAAGUCCAAGACCUACGCGGGCACGUCGCUAAUGAAGGCCGGCCAAAAAGGGCUCUUGGAGGAGGCCACGGAAGCGGCGGACUUAGACGGGGCCUCGGAGAAGACACCGCUGGUCAUGCGCCGAGCGCGCAGUCACAGCGACAUCAAAGAGGGUUACGGAAGUGUCAUAACGGUAUAGAGGCGAAUGGGGACUUAUGGUCGGUUGAGUUAGAAGAGGGUAGCACAUGCAAACGUCGUUAACUUUUUGAUGUGAAGUGCCCAUUGCCCGAAGUGUGCCAGAUGAAAUAACAAUGCAAAAUGGUUAUUUGCAACUGUUUCCAAGCGGAAAACGUUUCCCGUACGCGUACCAUUUUCUAACGGCCCCUUAUUAUUACAUAAUUAUAGAAACGGUGCGGUGCGGUUCGGAAGAAAAAAAUAAGUGGUUAUAUUAUUAUUAUUCUGCGUGGUUAUUUCACCUGGCAUACCAGACAAAUUCGCGUUUGUGUUCGCUUUCGCGCCGAGCAUGAACCAGCCAUUGAGGACGUCUUGUGACCGCUCGACCUGGGCCAAGCUACACGCAGCUGUCGAAAUCACACCGAAUUUUGUAGAGCAGAGGUUACCAAAUUACAUCCGCUGAUUAUUGAAUUUUUACCCAAUAUUUCGUCUGCACUGGGCCAGUUUGAAGGCAUGUUGUUGAUCACUAGCACUACCUUCAUAACGGACGAGAGGCGAUUAAAAUCAGUAUCGGUCUCUUGCAAUGUUUAAUGUUGUUUUUUGUUCGGGUUACGUUAACUUUGUGGGGGCAAGGCAACAGGUUUCCUACGCGUGUAGUGCGGACAGGCUCAUCCUCGACUGCUGAGCGUGCGGCGCGUGCGCAAAAUGAACAACCAAUCAAAUGGAAAAGACUGACCUCUUUAUGCGUGACGUCAAGGUUGACAACCAAUCACGGUAUUCUCAUCUGACCUUAUACAUAAUAAAAAUGGCUCAGUGCGAAACUUUCCAAUAAAACUUUACAGAAGUUGUGUCGGAUGGGAACGUCUUUACAGUAUUUCGAAUUUCAUUAGUAUUAACAAAAUAUCCUUUUCCUCCAUAUCUAAGCUCGGUUCGUUUUUUGCAAGUUAUUAACUCCUAUUACCUACAUGCAUGUAAAUACGCAAAACAAGUUUAAACCCAUUGAGGUGAAAUACCAAAACCUCUUGGUUUGGUUUGAAACUUGUCGCCUUCAUCUUAUAAUCUCAUUUCUUUCUUCAUCAUCAAAGCAAAACUGGCAUAAAUAGAUUUCAAACACUGUAAAAAUGAAGUCAUUGUCCAGUUUGAAUUGCUGUUUAUUCAACUAUAAGGCAUGAUUCAUUGCAUUCGUUGUAAAAACUGUUGAAAUUUACGAAACUUCUCUAAGGAAAAAGUAAGGACAGGUACACCUACGCCUAAUAAGAAUUAGUUUCGAAAACAUGAUGAUUUCACUGACUUUUUUUGGAUGUAGAAUUAGAGUGACAUAAAAACAUAACCAAGGAAAAUACUUGUUGAUAGUGCUGAAGUGCUGUUUCUGGUAUUGGCCAUCUAAACCAGAAUAUUCUUAAACGAACCAAAAAGAAAUUAACAAGAACAUUUAGUGAACAAAAAUAACUUUCGAAAAGACCAGCAUGCAGAAAAAACACCAAAAUAGAAUAACAAUAUUUAGUACUUUAGAAGUAAGACUUGUAUAUAGCUAUAAUAAACAUAAACAUUAAGCAUGUAAUAACGUCUCUGUAGUAUAUAUUUCUCUAGAACUAUACCAUUGGGUGUGGCCAAAGUGUGAAACAUUUAGCGAAUGGCAAUAAAACAUUCCGUUUAGCAUGCACAAAAAAAAAUCUGGUAAGAUUAUGGCCACAGUGUGCAUAGACACUUCAGCAGAUGCCCUUUUUUACCCUAAAUAGAAUCUAGAAUCUGUUUCAGUGCUUAUCUGAGAUUUGUUAGUCAAGUGUGUUUAAAGUACAGUUUUUGUGCUUGUUUUGUAAAAAUUUUGUUCAGCAUUUAUCUGAAAUAUACACUUGACCGUUGUUUUUAAUCUUGUGCUGUUGCGAACAAAUACAUUAAGUGUUUGUACAUGUGUAUUAGUGUAAUGGAUUUACAUGGCAGGAACAAACACAGAAAAAAAUUCUUCCGAAUUUGAUGACAGAGAUGUGUGACUUUCGUGUAUUCAUUCGCCCCUGUAUUCCUUUAUGUAUUGAUAAGAAAACCCAUGGAAUCACCUAAAAGGAAACAAGAGUGUUAACUACACUGCAACCGUUAAGAAAACU
Molecule: messenger RNA, 3525 nt
Organism: Patiria miniata (bat star)
Lineage: Eukaryota; Metazoa; Echinodermata; Asteroidea; Valvatida; Asterinidae
Product: organic solute transporter subunit alpha-like
Exons: 7
Coding region: 309-1448 (379 amino acids)
Biological process (GO): transport
Molecular function (GO): transporter activity
Source: RefSeq, a predicted model, not a curated record